This is a messenger RNA of Dufourea novaeangliae, 744 nucleotides long. Its product is annotated as transmembrane protein 222. The coding region runs from base 39 to 593 and encodes 184 amino acids. The record is from RefSeq and is a predicted model, not a curated record. The transcript is spliced from 4 exons. Lineage: Eukaryota; Metazoa; Arthropoda; Insecta; Hymenoptera; Halictidae.
GACACCCACUGUCAAACACUGGUCAAAACAAACUACAUAUGAGGGAGGGAGAUUUGUCAAACGAAGCGCAACAGUUUCCGGACGAUACAUCAAAUAUGGAGCUUACCGUCAAUAUAAGCAGGCAAAGAUUCCCAUUUUGCAUAGUUUGGACUCCGAUACCAAUUCUAACGUACUUUUUACCAUUCAUCGGUCAUAUGGGCAUCGCUACUUCCAUUGGCGUGAUAAGGGAUUUCGCUGGUCCUUAUCAUGUCUCUGAAGAUAAUAUGGCUUUUGGAAAUCCUACGAAAUACUGGCAAUUAAACUACGCUAAAGCGAAAGGAGGCGUUCAAGGAUGGGAUUCGGCUGUUGCCGAAGCUAGUGAAAUUUACAAAAAUAGAAUGCAUAAUUUAUGCUGCGACAAUUGUCACUCUCACGUGGCUACAGCAUUAAAUUUAAUGUCGUACAAUAGUACAAACAAUUGGAACAUGGUAAAGCUAGCGUUCCUAAUUCUAAUCUAUGGAAAGUAUGUGAGUGUUCUAGCCUUUCUGAAAACUUGGAUGCCUUUUUGUUUUCUCGUUGCUGCUGUAACCUCGUUUUGUCUAUACCCACGAUAACUGAAACACGCAUCUCGGAUAAUUUCUUCGAUUUGAGUGUGAAUUGUAUACUCCCGAAGCGUUGAGCAAAAAUGUUGAUUCCAAGCAAAGUACAAAUCAAUGUAAUCCAGGAUUUAUUAAACACACUGGAGAAUGCUUCAAUAUUGCAUGU